Molecule: messenger RNA, 1368 nt
Organism: Fusarium odoratissimum NRRL 54006
Lineage: Eukaryota; Fungi; Ascomycota; Sordariomycetes; Hypocreales; Nectriaceae
Exons: 1
Coding region: 1-1368 (455 amino acids)
Source: RefSeq, a predicted model, not a curated record
AUGUCAGAGCCGAUCUGCAAGAAACAGCCCAUGAUGCUCAUCUCGCCGAAUGAAACGCCGGCCACGAGCCGCUCCGAUUCCGAGGGCCCACUCCGGAGGUCAGCUUCGGAGCCUUGUCAAACGAUACUCCCGACCCGGCGCAAAUCACUAGCAUUUGUGGCUCCACUGGCCAGGGAGGAGGAGAUUGAUCGGGAGGUGGAAAAAGUUCCGAUGAGUCUUGCGAGGAUUGUUGUGAAUAUGCAGGAGCAUUACGCGGCGGAGUUGGAGGCUGAGAGACAAAGAACAGAGGAGUUGGCGAGUCAGAAUGAGGAGAUGAUGAGGAAGAUGGGUGAGAUGGAGAGGAGACUGCAGAUGCAUGUUGUUCUCAUGGAUGGAUUCGUUGGGUUUAUGAGGGAUGUGAAGGAAGGGAAGUUUGCAAUUGGCGGAGGUGCUGAAAUCGAGAUUGCAAAGGCAUUUGGGGGAGAACAUCUUGCUGAGGUCAGAGGGCUUGUAGCGGAGAAUUACAUGCCAGUUCAACAAAGCGUGGAACAGCCGACUACUGAGCCUAUGGUCUUUGAUGAUGAAGAUGAGGUUCAAGAAACAGCGGAAGUCAUUCGACACGUGAGCGUUGAUGAAUUACCAUCAACGCCAGACCCGGAAGCACCUCCUGUACGAAGCACUGGGCGACGAGCACCAAAACGCAAGAAUCCCCCUUUGAGGCCACAUCGAGAGCUCAAGCGACAAACAAGGGCAACUCUACGGAGUGUUCGACUUCGUAAUACUUCAUCGUGGACUGCCAUCAACACGAGGAAUUCUCCGUAUGCAGGGGCUGACUUGAGCGGUGGAGAGGACAAGGACCUUGACUUCACUCCUGAUCCUGAGGUUGAAGGGGAGGAGGAGGUGGACGAUGACAGUGACGAUGAGACGGAGGAUAUCCCAAAUGCCCCAGCAACACCAUCGUCAUCCCUCUCAGACGAAGAUCUCGAAACAACAAAAACACGAUACUCCGCCCCUCGCUCCGUUGCAUAUCGGUACGCCAGCGGUCCGCCCAGGCGCAAGUUCAAAUACCACCGCAUGCCCAAGACCGUCGCAUUAGUAUGGCAAGAGUGGAAGCACGGCAGCAACGGAAAUCCAUCGAUUCAAUCACUCGAAGAAAAGUACAGCACGAGAUGGCGAAUGGGAACGUUGCAGGAGCGCAAGUAUGCGAGUAAUUACGUUGGUGUGAGACAGAAGGUUGUGAGAAAGGUGGAGGAAAUGUGUGAGCAGAAGGGAUUGACGCCAGAAAAGGCUUGUGAGAUUCUGGAUAGACGGGUUGAUGGGAGGAUGCAGUUGCUCAUGACGGCGUUGAGGAAGGGACAGGAUCCGUUGGUGGUUAUUCCAAGGAGGUAG